Siniperca chuatsi (mandarin fish) is the source of this 2536-nucleotide messenger RNA. It is a transcript of the gene ndrg3a, whose product is annotated as ndrg family member 3a. Gene Ontology annotation, cellular component: cytoplasm. Gene Ontology annotation, biological process: signal transduction. Bases 366 to 1520 code for a protein of 384 amino acids. The record is from RefSeq and is a predicted model, not a curated record. The transcript has 18 exons. Lineage: Eukaryota; Metazoa; Chordata; Actinopteri; Centrarchiformes; Sinipercidae.
AUCCGCCCACAGUCACAUCGAAAUACGAGUUGAGGCAGAGGAAGCGGCAGACAGGAGCAGUGUGUGCUGUAAACUUAAACAUACAUAUUACCGUUGAUAUUCAUUCAAUAUACCCGGAGAGGAAUUGAGUGGAACCCACCGGACAUUUAUUUUACCGACGAGAUUGAGCUUAACAGCAGGCUGUUACACAACCGUCCACCACAACCCCACCAUCUUUGCUGUAAACCUCUCCCCUCUGCAGAUGGUGACAGUUCGUGUGGACAGUUAAGGAUUUUUGCUUUAUCUCACCAUAGCAAUACACCUGAUGGCUGAGUCAGAGUCUCCAUAGAGACCCAGAGAGUGGUUUACAGUGACGAGACAGGAAGAUGGAUGAGCUGCAGGAUGUACAGCUGACUGAGAUCAAGCCACUGCUGACCAAUAAGAAUGCACGCAACUUUCAAGAUUUUGACUGCCAGGAGCAUGACAUUGAGACUCCCCAUGGCGUUCUCCAUGUGACAAUGAGAGGCGUUCCCAAGGGCAACAGACCCAUCAUCCUCACCUAUCACGACAUCGGCCUCAACCACAAGUCGUGCUUCAACACCCUGUUCAACUAUGAGGACAUGCAGGAGAUUACGCAGCACUUUGCAGUGGUUCAUGUGGACGCGCCCGGACAGCAGGAGGGUGCACCUCCCUUCCCCAGCGGUUAUCGCUACCCGACCAUGGACGAGUUGGCGGAAAUGCUGCCUUCUGUGAUGACUCAGCUCAAGGUCAACAGCGUGAUUGGCAUCGGCGUGGGAGCGGGAGCGUACAUCCUCACCCGCUUUGCACUGAACAACCCCACCCUGGUGGAGGGACUGGUUCUGAUCAAUGUCGACCCGUGUGCUGAAGGCUGGAUUGACUGGGCAGCUUCCAAGCUGUCUGGAUGGACCAGUAAUAUGGUGGAUGUCGUCAUGGCUCACCACUUCAGCGCUGAUGAGCUGACAGAGAACCAGGAGCUGAUCCAGACCUACCGUCUCCACAUCGCCCAGGACAUCAACCAGGACAACUUGGCCCUCUUCUGUGGCUCUUACCAAUACCGUCGGGACCUGGAGAUCGAGAGGCCAAUUGUAGGUCUGAAUGAGGACACGGUCAACACACUAACGUGCCCUGCGCUGCUGGUGGUUGGUGACACAUCACCUGCUGUGGAGGCUGUGGUGGAGUGCAAUUCCAGGUUAAAUCCAACCAAGACCACGCUGCUAAAGAUGGCUGAUUGUGGAGGCUUGCCCCAAGUUGUGCAGCCAGGGAAACUUGCUGAGGCCUUCAAGUACUUUGUUCAGGGAAUGGGCUACAUUCCCUACGUUCUUCUCAGUCACCUGAGCAACGAAUCAGUGCCGUCAGCAGGAAUGACUCGUCUGGCUCGCUCACGCACCACCUCCUCUUCCAGCAUCACCUCCAUGGACAGCAGUCGCAGCCGCAACAACCUCAACAGCCUGCUGGAGGGCAACGCCUCCGGGGCUCUGGACAGCCACGCCGGACCCCAGACCAUGGAGGUCUCCUGCUAAACCCCACCCCCUGCACACUCCCAUAGUAACUUAUGUGCCCUCUCCCCCUCUCUUUCUCUUUGUCCCUCUAUCUAUCUAUCUAUCUAUCUAUCUAUCUAUCUAUCUAUCUAUCUCUCUCUCUCUCUCUCAUCCCACUCCUAAGCAACUCAACGCCAGGAGGAUCUGUAAUGAACUAUGUGAUUAGAAAAGAGGAUGUAAUAAAUAUAUUAACAGAUGCAUAAUAUUAAAUAUUGAAUAUUGAAUACACAGUCAGUCACAUUCCUACCAGAAACCAUAACUACAUUCAGAUGUGUUGUAUAUUCAAAUGGUCAAACCAUAAGAUUGACUCAACUGUCCAACCUCACCCCCUUGUAUUUAUUUUUUUUUCACAUUGUUUGUUUUUAAAUGCCUUCACACACACACUGUAGAAAUCUUCCAUGUGUUCAAAAUAACUUGUAGAUUUUCAUUGCACAGUACAACACUUUUACUAUUCCUCUUCUGUUGUGAACUUUAAACUUGUGGGCUGCAAUGAUUGUGAGUCGCUGUAUCUUUGUGUUUUAAUCUCAAACUUGCUGCAAUGUGAUGCCGAAUUAGUCACAAAGUAUAGAGAGGGAUCACUAAGCCUACUGUAGCUGCAGAAAUAAAGGUAAUGUGAUGUGGAUGAUACAUGGAAGAACCAUUGCAGACUGUAGCACAAAGUAAAACUACAUUAAAGCUGUUGAGAGAGCUGCUUUUGAACAUUAUGAAAAAACAUUCAGUGUUAAGGAAAAGUCAUGUACCAGUGUGUCAACUCUGUCACUUAACAUACAUUAAUUUAAUUUUUCUUUUUGUAACUGAACUCCUCUCCCUUUCUUUCUGCUUUGUGUUGAUGUUUUUGUUCAAUUGAAUAGAUUACUUAAUGUUUUAACAACCUUUAACAAGUGGGUUCUGAUGUGAAAAGUGUGAGUCCCUUCACUGAGGGGCCCAGUGGUGCUUCUCACUGUCUGCUGAUUUAACUCAUUUAUAUUACUACUGAAUAAAGCUACAACAUGACAACA